AGAGAGAGAGAGAGAGAGAGAUGUCCAGGCCCUACCACAAUCCCAUAGACUCAUAGCACCAACACCAGGACAACAACUCUUUUGACUGUAGAAACAGCACUCGAGUCUUGAAGUCCAACAGAGACUAAACCAAAAAGGCUUCCAUUUUAUUGCUACUGCAAAGAUUUCUGCUUCUACCGGCUUCCAGAUUUGUAUUGGGUUUCUAAGAGUGGAAAGUUUUGGAGAUUCCAUCAUGUUCAGGCAGUCUCCUAGCAGAAACCAGAGGUCCAAAGGUGGUAUCAAGGCCAAGAAUGUCCUGCAAAUUUGUUUGCUGCUUGCUGUUUGCUUUUGGUUAAUUUACCAAGUCAAGCAUUCCCACGAUAAGAAGAAAGAAUUGGAUGAAGAGGGUGCAAAGAUUUCGCUUAGAUUAAAAAGUGAUGAAAUUUUAAAAUUUGGAAGGAAAGAUCUCCAUCCUCGUUUGGAGGAAACAACUAUAAAAAAUGAGAGGCGCGACGAAGAAGAAGUCGAGGAAGAAGAAACUGGAGGAGAAGAAGAGAACAAACAUGAAGAAGAAGUUCGAGAAGAAGAUAGCAAGGCUGAAGAGAAAGAAGAUGAAGGGAGAGGAGGUGAAGAUGAAGGGAGAGGAGGUGGAGAUGAUGAGAUAGAUGAACAUGAUCAAGAGAAAUCCGAUGUGGAGCUUGAUGGUGAAGAAGAUUUCAUGGAUGAAGAGAAGGAGGGAGAAGAGGGUGAUGAGAAGGAAAGUGAAGAGAUAGAUGCAGAAGAUAAAGAAGAUGAAAUUGAGAAUGGAAGUUCCUCGGUUCAUGAUCCUGAUGGAGGUGGAAGGAAUACUCACGAGGCACGAGAGGAACAUUAUAAGGCAGAUGAUGCUUCUAGUGCUGUUACCCAUGAUACCCAAACUGUAAGCACUGAAAAUGAAGAAGUAAGUUUGGAAAACUCAAAAGAGAACACAAUUCCAGAACAGGAAAUUGAAGUCACUAAAACUAAGGACAUCGGUAUUGGACAGAACUCCACUGGGCUGAAGAUUGGGGACAGAGAAAUGACUGAAAAUGGCACUCCUCUAGAUGCAACAGCUAGCAAAGAAAAGGGUCUUGAGAUCGUUCCAUCUAGAUCUGAGUAUAGCUUGCCUGUGAAUUCUACUAUGACAGCAGAGUCAUCCGACAAUCAACCAGAAAUAAGGGACAACUCAACAGAAGUUAGUACAGAAAAUCAUGGUUUAUCACUGAAUGGAACAGAGACCACAUCAGAUUCAACUCAAGCUCAAAAUACCACAAUAGGGUACACAACUUCAGUAGAAGGUUCUCACACACAAAUCAUUUCCAAGGAACAGGCCAAUAACUCCAACACAACCUUCGAUGAGAAACAUUCUGAUUCUAAUUCAACGCUUCUCACAAAUACUGAGAAUCCUGGAUCAUCCACAGUAAACUCAACAAAUUCCUCUACUAAUUUAGAGUCUGUAAUACCAGAAACGGUCAUAAGGUCUAAUGCAUCAGCUGAAACAGAGGAUGGCUCCGGAACUUCAAUAACAGAUGCAGGUCAGAAUGAGAAGCCGGACACCAGUAAUAAAAAUGAUGGAACAAAUGAAAGCUCCAAAACUGAGGAUGAAGACAAGGUUCAACGUGAUCCGAUUGACUCAUCUGAUUCUUCCAUCAUCUCAAGGGAUAAAGAAAUUAGGAUCGAAGGAAGUAGCAGCGAAGAUGUUGCUGCGGAAUGAUAUUCCUGAUUAAAUGCUGUUGGGUUAGCUUUUCCAAUUUCCUCUUGUAAUAUACAUAUUUUCUUUUUUUGUAUGUCUACUACAAAUAUAUCAAGCUCCUAGUUUUUUCCUGCUUGAUUGUGUCAAAAUGUUGAUCAAUAUCUAGAGAAUAUCGGUUCAACUUUGCAGGCAAAAUGAAUAGAUAUAUAUUAUUGAAGUUUGUAAUGUUUAUAAUUA
Cornus florida is the source of this 1927-nucleotide messenger RNA. RefSeq lists its product as uncharacterized. The transcript has 2 exons. The coding region runs from base 233 to 1711 and encodes 492 amino acids. Lineage: Eukaryota; Viridiplantae; Streptophyta; Magnoliopsida; Cornales; Cornaceae. The record is from RefSeq and is a predicted model, not a curated record.